AAUUGCGGUAUUGUGUAGGGGAAAUACAGUAGUUUGGACCUGAUUUUCGUGCCUUUAAAAUGUUUAAAAGGCAGGAUUAUCGAAUACUUGAUUCAUUGUUGAUAGUGCUGUUAGUGCAAGUGGGGUACGCUCCAGUAAAGCUACCGAUAAAAUUUGGCAUAAAUCAUGAAUAGCUCCAGAGAAAAUGAUUAUAUCGAAGGAGGACAAAAUGGAAUUGUUCAGCCUCUUCUUACCGAUUUGUAUCAAAUUACGAUGGCAUAUGCCUAUUGGAAAUCUGGAAAGAGAAAUGCCACAGCAGUAUUUGAUCUUUACUUUCGAAAAAAUCCAUUCCAUGGUGAGUUUACAAUAUUUGCUGGCCUUGAAGAAUGUUUGAAAUUCCUGAAGAAGUUCCACUAUUCUGAUAGUGAUAUAGAAUACUUAAGAACAAUUCUACCACUAUCGACAGAAGAUGAGUUUUUCCAAUAUCUUCAAGGUCUUACCGUAGAAGAAGUAACCUUAUAUGCUGUACCUGAAGGAACUGUUGUAUUUCCAAAAGAACCUUUGCUGAGGGUUGAGGGGCCUCUAAUUAUUGUACAAAUUCUGGAAACAACAUUAUUGAACCUUGUCAACUAUGCAUCUCUAAUGUCAACAAAUGCUGCAAGAUUUCGAUUGGCUGCUGGUAACUUGAAACUGUACGAAUUUGGUCUUAGGAGAGCUCAAGGCCCAGAUGGUGGCUUAUCUGCAUCAAAGUAUGCAUAUAUUGGUGGUUUUGAUGGUACCAGCAAUGUUUUAGCAGGAAAACUCUACAACAUUCCAGUUAAAGGAACCCAUGCUCAUUCUUAUGUAACAUCAUUCUGCUGUUUGCCAGAAGUUGAUAUAACUCAAUUGAAGCCUAAGUCAGGAGGUGAAAAAAAAGAAUUUCUCCAACAUGCUAUGAGAUGGAGAGAAAAAUUGAUGGCAUUCUUCCAAAUACCAACAAGCCAAGCAAAUGAUGGAGAACUAGCUGCAUUUAUUUCUUUUGCAAUUGCUUUUCCUGAUGGUUUCAUGGCACUUGUGGAUACUUAUGAUGUUGUGAAGAGUGGUCUUUUCAAUUUUUGUGCUGUUGCUUUGGCUCUGAUUGAUUUUGGUUACUCUCCAAUUGGAAUUAGAUUGGACAGUGGCGAUCUGGCAUAUUUAUCGAAUAUUGCAAGAUCAUGUUUCAAAAGGAUUGCUGAUAAUUUCAAAAUACCAUCAUUUGAGAAAUUGCUGAUUAUGGCUUCAAACGAUAUAAAUGAAGAGACUAUUUUGAGUCUCAAUGAACAAGGACACAGCAUUGAUGCAUUCGGUAUUGGUACGCAUUUAGUGACUUGCCAGAAACAACCUGCAUUAGGUGGUGUUUUCAAAAUGGUAGAAAUCGAUGGACAGCCUCGUAUUAAACUGAGUCAUGAUGUUGAAAAAGUGACAAUACCAGGAAGGAAAGAAACCUUUCGUCUGUAUGGAGGAGAAGGUUUUGCCCUUAUCGAUAUCCUCCAAAGAACUGUUGAAGAUCCUCCUGAAGAAAAUCAUCGUGUUCUUUGUAGACAUCCCUUCCAAGAAUCCAAAAGGGCCUAUGUCACUCCUAUCAGAGUUGAAAAACUUCUUAAAUUGUAUUGGAGCAAGGGAAAAAUUUGUCAAAAACUACCUAAUAUGCAAGAAAUCCGUGAGAGGGUGAAAAGUUCCUUGAAAAUUCUGAGGUCUGAUAUCAAACGCAGCUUGAAUCCCACUCCUUAUAAAGUAGCUUGCCAUUGGAUGUAAUUUUUUUGCUCUGAAGCCUUGGUUAACAACCCAGAUUUUACUUCUACUCAAUAAAUGUCUGCCUGACUAGUUGAUUCAAUACUGGCAAAACGGUUUUAUCAAUGUGAAGCUCAUAUGCUUCAUUUUCUGUCAGGAAUUUAUGUUAUUCUAGGAUUUAUAGUGGUAUCAAUUAGAUUAUUUGAGUCGUUCCUGAAUGGUGAACUUUGAUAUAAAUAUUUUAACCUUUGUGAAAAACAUGUAUUACUGUUUGAUAAAUAUCUUUAUCUACCUAAUGCUUCAGAAAUUACAAUAUCGGAUAUUGAUUGAGUUCAAGAAUAUCGAAUCAAACUUAAUUAUUUGUAUAGAGAGGACAGAAAUUUGCAUUUGAUCUGAUUGUAUGUACAAGAAAAAGACAAUAUCUUUUUGUUCUCUAUUUAUGUUUGAAAAUGCAAUCUUAUUAAUUUAGAAAUUUAUAAAAAAUUUCAAAUCACUGAAAGUUUUUUUCCUGCUCAAGUAUUUUUAUGAUGAUAAUGUCAGGAAUGAACAUUCCAAAAAUAAUAGAAUUCUCAAUUAUAAUAACCGAAAUGAGGUAACGAAUAAAAUUGACCUUGAUUCAUUAAUUGAUGCUAGUUGAGUAUUUAUUAAAGUUUCAUAAAAAAUUCUUACUAAUUGUUAAAUUUCAAUUAUAUCCUAUUGGUUUACAAGGAAGAUUUUUAAUUGAAAUCUCAUGUUAUUGACGCACAUUAAUAUCAUAAAAAAUCAAGGAAUAUCAUCAUGGUAAUUAUAUUUCAUAAAAAAAUCAUUUUAAAUACUUUUUCUACACCCAUGGAUUUAUAUCUACCUACAUUCCAGCACUCAUUUCAUUUUCGAAAGACUCCUUAGUCCACACUGAUGCGGGAAAAUAAAUUUCUUCCCAGAUAGUGGCUCUCUUGAAGGUAAAAUUAGUGGUGGAAAAUAAGUAUUUCAUUUUAUUCUUUUAUUUUUAUCUAUAUGAGUGGAGGAUUUGUUUUAUUGUUUUCAUAUACCUUUAUUAUAAACUAAUAUUUCGUGAAAUGAAGAUGUAAAUAUCUAUAUUGUUAAGAAAAGAUGAAAUGAACUUUUCAUAUUAUUGUAAGAUAAGACCAAAGAUUUUAUAUUCUUAUAUAGUUUUCUAUUUGUUGAAUACUAGCUUUAAGAUCGUUUUAAUUCGGUGGGGAAAGCUGGUUUAAUGAAAUUACAAUAUUUUUGUUGAUAAUGUCAAUUGUAUCUCCACUGCACAAUCUGAUAAUAAAUAAAAAAUAAACUUCAAA
Messenger RNA from Coccinella septempunctata (seven-spotted ladybird), 3020 nucleotides. Its product is annotated as nicotinate phosphoribosyltransferase. NCBI's taxonomy places the organism in Eukaryota, Metazoa, Arthropoda, Insecta, Coleoptera, Coccinellidae. Bases 166 to 1752 code for a protein of 528 amino acids. Gene Ontology annotation, molecular function: nicotinate phosphoribosyltransferase activity. The transcript is spliced from 2 exons. Gene Ontology annotation, biological process: NAD+ biosynthetic process. The record is from RefSeq and is a predicted model, not a curated record.